Messenger RNA from Cydia strobilella, 1028 nucleotides. RefSeq names its product CD63 antigen-like. Lineage: Eukaryota; Metazoa; Arthropoda; Insecta; Lepidoptera; Tortricidae. The record is from RefSeq and is a predicted model, not a curated record. Gene Ontology annotation, cellular component: plasma membrane. The transcript has 5 exons. Bases 127 to 1011 code for a protein of 294 amino acids.
CCUCGCGUUAGUUGCUCGUCGCCGCCCGACUCUAACGGCCGAUAGCUCAGUGAUAACUUAUCAACUGAUAACAAACGUACUCAGUGCCAGUAUUCGUACACCUGUGAAGUAAGACAGUGCGCCAAAAUGGUGGCUCAAACCAAUUUGGAAGUGGGCAUGAAGUGCAUUAAGUAUAUGCUGUUUUGUGUCACGGCAAUUUUUGUGAUCACAUCAGCCCUCAUAAUCUCCGUGGGCACGACGAUCUACGCUAUCUACCAUGACGUGUCCUUCUUCCUGGACCCUCACUUCUUCUCGCCGGCCACGCUGGUUAUCGUCAUUGGGGUUAUGAUGCUGUUCAUCUCCAUGUUCGGGUGUGUUGGGGCGUGGAGGGAGAGCACGUGUUUGGUUAAUAUUUUUGCAGUAAUCCUGAGCUUGGUGUUCAUCCUGGAAGUCGCAGCGGCCAUCGCUGCCUACAGCCUCCGCUCUCAGGUCAUCGACAUGAUGGAUGACCGCCUGCGCAUCGCCUUGCCUUACUAUUACGACAACCAGGAGGUCACGGAUGCCUUCGACUUCAUUCAGAACAGGCUGAACUGCUGCGGUGUCGACACUUAUUAUGACUGGCAUAUGGUCGAACCACCACAAGGCGCCAACGGCAUCGUUGUCUCUAACAUCACGGUGCCCAACUCCUGCUGCGCUGAGUCCCACUACACUGUGGUCGAAGAUGUCACUGUAGCUGAGUGUACCAAGUUGUUCGCUAAUGGCUGCCUGCCGAGGGUUAUCUACCUAGUUUAUCAAAGCGCUGGACUGUUGGGUGCUGGUGCUAUGACCAUUGCCUUUGUUCAGUUGAUUGGCAUCGUGUUCUCGUUCUCACUGGGCAGCGCUAUCCGCAAAGCGAAGACUGAACGUGAACGCAGGCGUCAAGAGAUCCAGAGCAGCGUCAUCAACUCUCACACCUCACUCAACCCUGAUGGAGAAAAAAUUAAGCCGAUUGUCUAUGUUCCUUUCUACGGACAGACGCAGACCGCGGCAUAAAGAGCUUAUUACACUAU